Messenger RNA from Saprolegnia diclina VS20, 2561 nucleotides. RefSeq lists its product as hypothetical. Lineage: Eukaryota; Oomycota; Saprolegniomycetes; Saprolegniales; Saprolegniaceae. The transcript has 14 exons. The record is from RefSeq and is a predicted model, not a curated record. Bases 38 to 2428 code for a protein of 796 amino acids. Gene Ontology annotation, cellular component: membrane.
CUCGAAAUAGACUGCACUUUCGCUCGCAGUCGUUGGCAUGACGAGCUGCAGCGCGAGCGAGCUCUUGCCCGGCAGCGCCACGUGCCUGACGCUGACGACGCAGAAUGAUGCAUUUGCCACGUCCUCGACGCUCACGCCGGCCACGACCUCGACGUCGCUCAUGAGCUUUGCCCAAGACGCCGUCUCAACCCAAGGCGCGACGACCGCGGCCUUUGAGCGCGUCGACAGCGUCCGCGGCCACAGCGACACUUGGUUCCGCAACUCGCUUCAAGCGAUCGCGAUCUACGCCUGCGACACCAUGCUCUCGGUCAGCGACAAGCAGCGCUGCGUUGCACGCGAUGACCCGAGUGCGGUGUUGAAUGGCACGCUUUGCCUUCGCGUCGGCGGCGACGGCAACUGCUUCGACCAAGGGCUCUGCGAGCGGGCGGCCAACUGCUACUGGCCGCCGCCGAACGUCAACCGCACGCCCUACUACACGGAGGCAAACCUCCGAGCGGCCUCGGCGUGGGUCACCACCGCGUACCCCAAGUCGUUUGUGCCGUACGCGAUCCCGGGCGUCUUCCUAGCGUCGCUUGUCCUUCUCGUGACAGUCGUAUUUCUCAUUCUGCGCUGCGGCUGCGACCGCUGCUACGGCACUCGCCCCCAUCGCCACGGCUACACGCGGGCCGAGCGCUUGCGGCCGAUACUCGUCUACGGGUUCUUUGCGAUCGGCGUCGUGCUCUGUGCAGUCUUUGCGUUUACGCAAAACCAAAUCAUCACCAAGGGCGUCAACGGCGCCUUCUCGGCCGUCGACAUGUCCCUCACCAACCUCCAGACGAUGACGCGCAACGUGGACAAGCCGCUCGCGCACGUCUCGUCGACGCUAAACACGACAGUCGCCGAGAUUCAGCAGCAGCUCAACCCGUCGAGCACGCGUGCGUGGAUGAAUGACAACAUGACCACACUCUGGACGCUGCGUGCGCAUUUGCAGUUUAGCUUGGCAAACCUGGGGCCGUACCCGAUCGGGUGCUCGCUCGGCUCCUCCGACGUGUGCGUGACCUGUCCGCCCGCACUUUGCGACACGUUUCCUGCAGCCUUCAACGCGACAGUGGCCGCCUUCAAUCAGAGCCACACCUCGAUGCAAGCCGUGGUCAACACCAUGUACUCAAGCCUCCAGCUAUCUCAGACCACGAUCCAGGCGGCGCUCGACGGCGCUGAUACGUACCUUGCCAGCGUCCAGACCAAAGCGGCGACGACGCAGGCCAGCGUGCAUACGGCAUACUCGGCGUUCACGACCAUCUCGAUCGCCCAAGUGGCUGCGCUCAUGGCUGCCUUUGGACUCGGCGUCGCCGUGUGCGCACUGGGUCUUGUGGGCAUUGUUGCCGGGCACUGUUCUCGGAAAAGCUGCCUCGUGCGCGUCCUCAACGGCGCCUGGGUUUGGGGUGCGACGAUCUGCAUUGGCGGCUUUGCGCUCUCGGCGGCCAUUUUGAUCUUUGCGAUGCUCGGCAACGACGUGUGCCACUACGUGAGCGUCCUUCGCGACAACAGCACGUCCGUGUGGCCAGGGCAAGCGUCCGAGAUUUUACAUGCGUGCUUCCACAACACGUCGCUUCUCUCUGCGCUUGGGAUUCAAGGAGAGCUUGCGUUCAGCUGCCCGCUCGAGCAAGAGCUCCAAGCAAGCCAUGCGCUCCCGCUGACCGCGUUGGUGACGGCCGUGACCAACCUGAGCCAGACUCUGCAUGCGGCCAACGCGUCGGCGUGGGUGGCUGCGUCCCCCGCCGAAUUGGUCACACAAGCCGCGGUGUACACGCCGCAGCUGACGCUCGACAACCUCCCACGGCCAUGGGAGGCUGAUGGGCACGCGUCCUUGCAGGCGUCCGGCCAGUCGGCCUGCUACUUUGAGUCGACGACGAACGCGCCGCGCUGUUAUAUGAGCAAGUCGUGCAACAGCGCUGCCUGCUACGCGACGUACGUGGCAGCGUACGAUACGUACCUAGCCGAGGCGCAGAUUCGGACCGCGCUCGACCAACUCGAUACGGACUUUGGCGGCGGCAGCGGGUCGCACACGGCCGGCUGGAACGCGUCGAUUCCGUCGAUCGCGGAGUUUGCCACUGCGUACGUCGGCAACCUCACGCAGCUGCAAACGUCGGUGUUGGCGCCGCUGCAGAAAGGCGUCGUGGGCGUGCUCCUUGGUGCCAUCGACACGACGACCUGCAGCAUGGACUGCGCGUGGCUGGAUGCGAGCUACGACCUUCUCUAUGACAGCGUCUGCUCCAACAUUGUCGGCGCAUUGCUCACGAUCGCGCUCUGCCUCUUCCUCAUGUGCUUCUUCCUCCUCCCCGUCAUUGCCUCGGCGAUUGUUUUGGAGAAGCGUCUGCGGGGUCUGCGCAAGGAGGAACGGCCCAAGCGGCUCGUCCAGACCGCAGUACCGCCGUCCACGCAAGUGUAGACACCGUGGAGUUUUUUUUUGUGAUAACCCAUCCCUGGAUGUACGUUGUAUAGUGCUUUUCAAUCGACAAGGGCUAGGGUAGGGGUGGGGCCCCCGGCCCAAGAAUAAUUAAGGAUCGCGCGGUGCGCCACCG